Gymnodraco acuticeps is the source of this 3771-nucleotide messenger RNA. It is a transcript of the gene ppp1r10, whose product is annotated as protein phosphatase 1, regulatory subunit 10. Gene Ontology annotation, cellular component: nucleus. NCBI's taxonomy places the organism in Eukaryota, Metazoa, Chordata, Actinopteri, Perciformes, Bathydraconidae. The transcript has 19 exons. Bases 431 to 2845 code for a protein of 804 amino acids. The record is from RefSeq and is a predicted model, not a curated record. Gene Ontology annotation, molecular function: metal ion binding.
GGCAGCUCAGUGAAGGACGGCUAUCUACCAUUUUGUUUCAGCGCUAACACAAAGGAAAACGUUGUUCGUGACGUAAAAAACGUCACUUGGUAUAAAACCCAAGUCCCUCCCGCCCGGGCUCAUUCCUGGAUUUGUUCAGAGGUAUGAAUUUGCUUUGGCGAAGACUGAUCCGUCGAGGACUUUGAACAACUCUACUCAAAUUCAUAUUUUUUCUUCAAGUAUUGGACAUUUGAUUACUAUUUUUGCCUCAAGUUUGUUCCUGAAGGAAAGGCUAGCCUUUAACUAUAACAGCCCCACCCAUAAGAAGUAUUUCAGUUGAUAUUAAAACCAUGAAGGUUGACGAUAUAAACUUGAUGAAAUAAGAGAUAUAAGUGCCUGAAAAGCACACUCUAAUACACCCGAAACGCUGAGGAUCUAUAGUGUCAAUAAUAUGGCAGGGGGGCCCGUGGACCCCAGGGAGAUCCUGAAGGGAGUGGAGUCUCUGCUGGGGAAGGAUGGAGAGCUCCGCAGCCUGGAGGGAGUCCCCAAGGUGUACAGCCUGAUGAAAGCUACUACUAAGAUGGUCAGUAGGUGUAUGUACCUGAGCAUCCUGCUGCAGACCAAAUCCCAUGAUAUCCUCAACAGGUUUAUCAGAGUCGGGGGCUACAGGAUGCUCAACGCCUGGCUCACCUACUCCAAAACCACCAACAACUCCCCCGUGCUGCAGCUCAUCUUGCUCACCCUGCAGAAGCUCCCUCUCAAAGUGGACCACCUCAAACAGAACAACACCGCCAAGCUGGUGAAGCAGCUGAGUAAGACUGCAGAUACAGAAGAGCUGAGGAAGUUGGCGACCGUGCUCGUGGACGGCUGGAUGGCUACCAUCCGCUCCCAGAGUGUGUCCAGCGCUAACUCUCCUGCAGAUAAGAAGAAGAAGAAAGAGGAGGCCAAGGUGGCAGUAAAGGAGGUGAAGGAAAAGAUUGUGGUGGAGGAGGAGAAGAAGAAGGAGAAACCCAAAGCUCAUGCUCCCAGCCACACCAAGAUCCGCUCCAUAGGAUUGGAAAUAGACACCCCCAACCCAGCCCCUGCUAAGAAGACGCCCGUCGCCCCUCAGCUGGGGGACAAGUACAACAUCAAGCCCCCUGUCCUCAAGAGGCCAAGUUCUGGUCCAACAGAAGCCCCGCCUCUGGAGAAGAAAUACAAACCGUUAACCAUCAACUCCGCCAAAGAGAUCAAGAUCAAGCUCAUUCCAGCUCAACCCAUGGAGUGCACCGGGUUCCUCGAUGCUCUGAACUCUGCUCCAGUGCCCGGGGUCAAAAUCAAGAAGAAGAAGUCUGCUCCGACGAGUCCAGCUGGGAACAAGGCUGUGUCCCCCACGUCUAACAAGGCAAACCCCUUUGACAGCAGCAAACCCGCUGUGUACUCUUCAUCUCCGACUAAACCUUCAUCUCCUGAAGGAGCUGCCUCCAUCACGCCUGCGGAUGACAUCCUGGAGCCAGAUCGGCCGGGGACCCCCGUCCCCUCGGAGGAGCCCGAGGCCUCUGACAACGGUGAGACGCCUAACGCGCUGGCAGAACCUCGGGGGGAGGAGGAGAGUCUGACCAAGAAGGGCAAGAAGAAGAAGACGGUCCACUGGGCGGAGGAGGAGCAGCUCAAACACUACUUCUACUUUGACCUGGAUGAGACAGAGCGAGUCAACGUCAACAAGAUUAAGGACUUUGGUGAGGCCGCCAAACGGGAGCUGAUGAUGGACAGGCAGACGUUUGAGAUGGCCCGCCGCCUCUCCCAUGACACCAUGGAGGAGAGGGUCCCCUGGUCCCCGCCGAGGCCCCUGACGCUGACGGGCUGCCUGGUCAGUGCCGGGGCCAACAGCACAGAGAAACUGACCCAGAGAGACCGCGAGAUGGGCAUCCUGCAGGAGAUCUUCCUCACCAAAGACAGUGUGCCGGACAAUCCACAUGAACCAGACCCAGAGCCGUAUGAACCCAUGCCCCCCCGAAUCAUCCCACUGGAUGAGGACUCUUCCAUGGGGGAUGAUGGCUACGCGGAGCCCAUGGACACCCAGCCGGGCUCCAUGGCCCCGGGCGAGAGCUCCAAGCUGCCUCCUGUCCUUGCCAACCUCAUGGGCAACCUGAAUAACAGCUCCCGCAGCCCGCAGACCAACCCCGUCAGCAGCCCUGUGGCUCCCACUGUCAACGUGCAGGAGCUGCUCACCUCCAUCAUGGGCGCCUCUGGUAACCAAUCGACUGAAGACCUGAUCAAGCAGCCCAACUUUUCCGACAAGAUCAAACAGCUGCUGGGCUCCUUGCAGCAGACCCAGAACCAGAACCCCAACGGACCUCCACCAGUCAACCCGGGUCUGCUGGGUCACGGUCCGGGCAUGAACAACAUGAACAUGCACAUGCCGAUGCCCAUGAAUGGCGGAUACCCCCCCAACAACCCCCCCGGCGCUCCCCGCUUCAACCACCCUCCACCUCCGCACAACCACGGCCCCCCGUUCAACAGCGGCGGGGGCCCGCGCAUGAUGGGGCCGCCGCCGGGCCAGGGCCGAGGAGACAACGGGAACUACUGGGGAGACGACUCCAUGAGAGGAGGGCCGCCCAGGGGGGGCCACUUCCACAGAGGAGGGCGGGGCCGUGGGGGGGGAGAGCCGGGCUUCAGGGGCCGAGGACGAGGGGGGCCCAGAGGAGGACACAACAACAUGAAUGACAUGUCCAAGAGGCCUGUGUGUCGUCACUUCAUGAUGAAGGGCAGCUGCCGGUACGAGAGCAACUGUGCUUUCUACCACCCUGGUGUCAACGGACCCCCACUGCCCCCAAACCACCCCGCCAACAACCAACACAACCAGCACCCGCAGCACGGACACUAGCCUGGGAACAAUGGUUGGCCCCCGGAGGAGCCGUUCCUUGAUCAAACUGCAGCUCUGUGAGAGCAGAGAGACUGAUCCUGCAGGGACUGAGCUCUGCCUCACUGACGCACUGUGUUUUUACCGGCAUCAUUUUAACAGUGAGACUGAAACAUGCCACCACUUGACCACUAUGUGUGAGCUGCUUCAUCAACAUGGUCCACCAAAGGAGUGUCCUAAGCUCUUCAUACGACUGAAUGACCUUCUCAUUGUGGCUGUUGUACUGUGUACCUACCUGAUAUUGCUUCAUAUUCCUUCAUGGGUCGGUUUGUACAGAAGUCGGCAAGUUUGACCUUCCUGUGUGAUACUGGAAGCACUUUAUAAAGAAAAAGGCCAAUAGAAUUUAGACACAGCCAUGAUUCCUUAAAAUGGGCCUAAGGAAGAACUGCACAGAAUCAAAACUGCUUUCUUAACUUGAACUCUGCUGACCUUUGAGACUUUUUUCCAGCAUUGAAGGUGAUAAGAUUAAGAAGAACGGCAGUGUGUGUUAUCAAGCUUUCUUCUGUGCACUCGCUUCAGUCAGAGCGUCAGAUGGACGUGUGUGUGGCGUGAAAAUCAUGAGCUUCUAACAUGAACGCUUCAGAAGCAGCCGCUGCUGCUGCUGCUGCGUGUACUCUGUGUUAUCUGUGGGUCAGAUAUAUGGAACGUUUUCUGUGAAAACUUUGACCUUUGUGUCUCUUGUGGGACGGUAAGAAUGUAUUGGUUCUUGUUGCUCCCUCCACCGUCUGUGUUUUUUAUUUUAUUUUGAUGCAAUCUUGAGACCUUUGGCCCUUUUUAGAUGGGUUCAUUAUGAAACGAUUGUAUGAAUACAGAAUACACAUUCAUACAGUCGUAUUUUCAGUUGAAUUUUUUUGUACACAGUGUAUUGAAUAAACGUCCAAACAUAAAUA